AUGCUGGAGAAUAAUCGAGUGAAGGGAAGCAAGUUGCUACAGUUGGCACCAUUUAUCGAUAAGGAAGGACUGUUGCGUGUCGGAGGACGCCUAAAGAAUGCCCACCAUACAUCGAAGAUCUUGAUUACUGCACUACUGGACAAGGAACAUUUGCACGUUGGUCAACAGGGUCUGCUAGCGAUUGUGCGUCAACGCUACUGGCCUAUAAGAGGAAAAAAUGUGGUCCGUCAGACCGUCAAGAAAUGUCUCCGUUGUUUCCGCUUGAAGCCACCUGAAGUCAUUCAGUACAUGGGUAACCUUCCGGAUUGUCGAGUAGUUCCUUCUCCUGCGUUCUUGAAAACGGGCUUAGACUAUGCUGGACCGUUUUACAUUCGGCAAGGAAUUCGGAAGGCAACUAAGCUGAAAUCCUACAUUUGCGUGCUCAUUUGUAUGAGUACAAAGGCCGUACAUUUAGAACUCGUUUCUGAUUUGACCAUUGAGGCGUUCCUGGCGGCCCUUCAAAGGUUCAUCGGUCGCAGAGGAAUUCCGAGUCAACUGUUUUCCGAUAACGCCACAAACUUUCGCGGUGCACAUUCGGAACUAAAGGAACUCUACGAUUUGUUCCAGUCUCAGCGCACAACGAAUAUGAUCAACGAACUGUGCACGGUAAAGGAAAUUGACUGGUCGUUCAUACCACCUCGUUCACCGAACUUCGGUGGUAUAUGGGAAGCUGGUGUCAAGGCUGCCAAAUCACAUAUGAGAAAGGUACUUGGCGAAGCAUCACUGAACUACGAAGAGAUGAAUACAGCACUGGUGCAGAUCGAAGGAGUACUAAAUUCAAGACCGCUAACACAGCUCUCCGAAGAUCCAAACGAUAUCUCGGCGUUGACUCCAGCCCAUUUCUUAGUGGGUCAAGAGCUGACUGCAGUACCAGAACCAAGCUACAGCGGAGUGAAGACGUCUUCCUUAUCCCGAUGGCAACAUCUGCAGAAACAGAAAGAGGACUUUUGGAACAGAUGGUCAAAUGAGUACCUGAACCAACUUCAACCUCGUGGAAAGUGGUACAAGAAUAAGGUGUUGAUCAAGAAGGGUAUGCUGGUAGUGAUCAGAGAGGACAACAUGGCUCCACUUCAAUGGCGGCUUGGUCGCAUCAUACAAACACAUCCCGGCGCGGAUGGACUGAUCCGCGUAGUAACAAUCCGGACUUCUAACGGUGAGGUCAAACGAUUUGUAAGCAAGAUUGUGAUUUUGCCUGUGGAGGACAACGUUUCAGUGGAUUCAUCGAUUGACACAACGUGUCAACGGGGGGAGGAUGUUAAGGAUAAUACCCAUUGA
This is a messenger RNA of Ochlerotatus camptorhynchus, 1314 nucleotides long. RefSeq lists its product as uncharacterized. Bases 1 to 1314 code for a protein of 437 amino acids. The transcript is spliced from 2 exons. The record is from RefSeq and is a predicted model, not a curated record. Lineage: Eukaryota; Metazoa; Arthropoda; Insecta; Diptera; Culicidae. Gene Ontology annotation, biological process: DNA integration. Gene Ontology annotation, molecular function: nucleic acid binding.